UUACGUCAGUAGGCUUCGUGCUGCAAGUAGAUAAUUUGUGUUAAUUGUAUGUUUUUGGUCCAAAAAACCUGCUCGUCGUGUAAUUUGCGGACUGUAGUGAGCGAUAAUUUAGAUAUCGCAUGGUAAAUGUUUUAUGAUUAUUUGAAGUGCUAAAACUUUACAUUUUAGCAGUGUAGCAACUAUUUCUAUCAGCUAAAGAUGAACAAAAAGUGUGCCAGGUGUGAAAAGACCGUGUAUCCUAUUGAAGAGUUAAAAUGCUUGGACAAGGUGUGGCACAAGCUCUGUUUCAAAUGCCAAGUCUGCAACAUGACGCUCAGCAUGAAGACGUACAAAGGCUUCAACAAGCAGCCUUACUGCGAAGCGCAUGUUCCCAAGGCAAAGGCAACUACCAUGGCAGAGACACCAGAACUCAAGAGAAUAGCAGAAAAUACAAAAAUUCAAAGUAAUGUGAUGUACCAUGCGGAGUUCGAAAAAGCAAAAGGAAAAUUCACUCCGGUGGCUGACGAUCCUGAAAUACUACGUAUUAAACAAAAUUCAAAGAUUAUAAGCAAUGUUGCAUACCAUGGUGACCUGGAGAAAAAAGCGGCUAUGGAGCAAAAAAGGGUUAUGAGUGGUGAAAAUGGUGACGGUGUCCACGAGAGUGAAGAAGUGACUGAUCAUCUUGAUCAGUUGACCUCGCAAUUUGAAAAUGUGCCUGUGGCCCCAACAACACAACUACCCCCUCCUGCUGACCCUGUGUUACGUGUUCAUCAGCCAGGAAAAAUUGCAGAUUAUGAUCCCCUUUCUGAGGGGCCACGCAAUUCUCCAUACUCUGCAAGGCAGUCAGCUACUGUCAUUUAUACAUCAGAUCGAGGACCAGUUAUGAGCCCCCCAGGUCGCCAAGUUGGAUCAGUUGCUGAUCUAGACCCAGUAAAUGACUUCUAUGGCUCACUUUCAGCAGCAGAUAGGUCAGCUGCUAAUGUAAACAGACAGUCUGCUAAUCAGUCACAUGGACAGUCAAUGGGACCAGGAAGGCAAGGGAGGGUGUAUCGUGCGAUGUACAACUACGAUGCGCAGGACUCUGAUGAAGUAUCUUUCAUGGAUGGUGACUUAAUCAUUAAUUGCAGCCCAAUAGACGAAGGUUGGAUGACAGGUCUUGUUGAGCGCACGGGUCAGACAGGAAUGUUGCCAGCCAAUUAUGUUGAGCCAGUUAAUUGAAGAUAGAAUAAAUAAACAAAAGAUCAUUUAUACAGAAAGAAAAUACUAAUGUCCUGAACAGAGACACGACACAGUGCUUUUGAUUAAUUUUAAGUGAUUAUUAAAUCAGGAGCACUGAGUCCAGUUAUAGCGAUGAGUAAGAGCAGUGAAGUGGAAUGCCUUCAAUAUUACUGUUACUACAUAAUUGUUCAUGGUAUAUUUUAUGAUAGCUUUUAAUAAUUGACCUUUUAAAUUUUGAUAGUAGCAUUUACACUGUUCUUAGAACUUGUAUGCCUUCUCCAGUAAACAUGUUGCUCUUGUGUACAUAAGAAAAAGGCUAUAGUAUUUUUUAUAAGACAUUUACAAUCUUGUUGUAUUCUAUUUACACAGAUGAGAGUUCUGAUUAUAGUUUGAGAGGAAAAGAGGGUGCUAACUGGUUAAUAUAGUGACUAGACAGUAUUUUUGUUAAAAUUAUUCUAUGGCCAUGUUAUUUUUCAGUAUAGUAUUUUACUAUUUUGUAACUCUUUGCCCACAUUGUAAUUUAAAAUAUUACAUAUAUAUAAUGUAUUUUGAACUGUUGUAGCUCUUUUUAUAGAAGAAGUCACACUUUUGAUGUGUUUGUAUUAAAAUGAAUACAGAAUAUAUUGCCCUUCUGCCAACUGUUGAAAGGCAGUGAUCUGCCCUAAAGCUGAGAAAGAACUUUUGGCUGAAGUUGUUAAGAUAUGAAGUUCACAGAAGUCUACUUCAUAUUUGGUGUAGUGAGCAGCUAAUGUAUCAUGGCUAUUAUCUUGGUUUAAAUCUAUUACCAUAUUAAUACCUACAUAAAAGUGGCCAAUACAAAUUAUUAACUGCUAGUGUGUGUGAGCAUUAACCCAAAACCUGCAUCAGGGAAUUUUUCAUUCCACACACUUACAAAUGCCAUGUUGAAUACCACUAAAGUAAUUAAAUAAUCUAGUAUGCUUCCUCCCUCUUUGUUCAUUUUAUUUGAAUGCAAUUGUAGCAAAUUUACUUGCAUUAGAUUGUAUUUUAUUAAUUGCAAAUGUCACAAAAAUAGUUUUGCAGUAGCUCGCACUGACUGAAAGUCAUACUUGGCCAACUGUAUUAAGUUCAUUUUGUAAUGUCUUGUUUUGUGUUAAAAUGUUGUACAUUUGCACAUAUAUCAAGAAAGUAUCAGGGUUAAGUUUUUGUUGCUGAUACUAUGUUGUUGUACUAAUCAAAAAGUACCUUUAAUGUUACAGUUGAGGCUUCCUAGAAAUCCAAAUUAUGCAUUCAUUUUCUGCUAACAGAAUUGUCAUUGCAUUUUGAAUGCAGUACACACAGCAGUUCUACCUUUACCUAUGUAUCAAUUUUUUUAGUGAAUGAUCAGAUUAAUUUAAAUGUUUAAGUUUGAAGGAAGUUUAAAAAUGUU
This is a messenger RNA of Schistocerca nitens (vagrant locust), 2584 nucleotides long. RefSeq names its product LIM and SH3 domain protein Lasp. The transcript is spliced from 8 exons. Gene Ontology annotation, molecular function: actin filament binding. Lineage: Eukaryota; Metazoa; Arthropoda; Insecta; Orthoptera; Acrididae. Gene Ontology annotation, cellular component: focal adhesion. The record is from RefSeq and is a predicted model, not a curated record. Bases 199 to 1197 code for a protein of 332 amino acids.